AACCUGCCCAGGGAAGAAAGGAUGAAGCCAGAGAACAUUAUCCUUGUUGGUGUCAUGUCUGGUCCAAAGGAAGUAAAGAUCGACCAGAUGAACAACUUUCUGGAACCUCUGGUAGAUGAGCUGGUAGAGUUGUACAGCGGUAUAACUGUAAAGACUGCUGCAUUCCCCAAUGGUACUAUUGUCUGUGCUGCUCUUAUGUGUGUUGCUUGCGACAUACCUGCUGCAAGAAAAACUGCUGGAUUUACAGGGCAUGCAAGCACUAAUACCUGUCAUAAAUGCAAGUGUCACUUCUCUGUGAUUGCCGGAUCAAGUAAGAUCGAUUACUCUGGGUUUGACAAUGAAAGCUGGGUGCCAAGAACAAAGGAGAUGAACGCCAUAUACGCCGAUAUGUGGGCUUGUGCAGAAUCAAAUGCAGAAAGAGCAGAUUUGGAGAAGCAAAAUGGCACGCGGUUUUCCAAGUUGCAUUGUUUGCAUUACUUUGAUCCCGUUUGGUGCACAAUUGUUGAUCCCAUGCACAAUUUGUUUCUUGGGACAGCAAAGCAU
Phycomyces blakesleeanus NRRL 1555(-) is the source of this 543-nucleotide messenger RNA. RefSeq lists its product as hypothetical. The annotation marks the transcript as partial. The record is from RefSeq and is a predicted model, not a curated record. The transcript has a single exon. Lineage: Eukaryota; Fungi; Mucoromycota; Mucoromycetes; Mucorales; Phycomycetaceae.